GAAGCGACAGGCCGCGAAGCUAACAACAGUCCUGAUUUCAUCGACAAGAAGAUCAACCACGAGGGGAUCGGGCACCGCGCUGAGGAGGUAAACCGCGAGAGGAUCGGGCACCGCGUGCGGCGGAUCAAUCGUGCGUGGAUCGGGCGCCACACUGGGGGCAGCAUCGAGGUCGGCCCGCGGGUGAGCAGGGCGAGCCCAAGCCUCGGACUCCGCAUUGCCGCGUUGAUAUCAUCCAUGGCCGCGGCAAGGGCAACGCCAACUGCGCCACCUACUGAGGAAGAUGCCAAUGCAAUGAUCCACGUUAUGCUGGCCGUCCUGUUCGCGAUGACUACGGCCGCGAUAUACCUCGCGCGGCAGAUGAGGGAGAUCGGAGCAUUGAUCCGACAGUCCCAGGAGAUCGAGAGAAUGCCGCGGCUGAUUCACGCGGACGAUAACCGCACUCGAGGCUCGACUCCGACGACGGCGACAGGCACCGUUACGAGAACGAGGACGCUCAUGAAGGUCGGUAGCGGGGGGCCCGAGCCCAUGGGGAUCGAGAGCGACAGUGCCAUAUUCGGAGAGGAACCAGUCCAGAUCACGGGGCAGAGGACGGCCAAGGCGGAGAUCAAGGCGGCGCCGCGGGAUCUUGAUUUCGCGGGAAUCAGCGCGAAGUUGUUGAAGGCCGGUCUCGAGGACAUUCCCGCGGCGAUCGAGGUGUCCGAGCGCGUGGCGAGGCGCUGCAAUCCCGAGGGCAAGCAGGUUAUUAAGGGUGAGGCGAACAAGAUGGCCAGUGGCAUUGGCUACUACGUUGACCCCGAGUCCAUUGACGGACUGUUGAGUGUGCGAGGAGCGUUCUGCAGCGUGGAGAAGGCGAAGGCCGCGCUGGCAGCCUCAGGGGGCUGA
Messenger RNA from Prorocentrum cordatum, 882 nucleotides. The record is from the annotation of a GenBank genome assembly. Lineage: Eukaryota; Dinophyceae; Prorocentrales; Prorocentraceae.